CAUCGUCUGCUUGCACGACCGAACGAACCUCUUCGACCUGUCGACAAAUCCCGCGCCCUCCGUCUUGACCGCGCUACACCGUCAAGAUGAAGCUCAACAUUUCCUACCCGGCCAAUGGGUCGCAGAAGAUCAUCGAGGUCGACGAUGAGCGCAAGCUUCGUCCUUUCAUGGAGAAGCGCAUGGGCACCGAAAUUGCCGGCGACUCUCUCGGUGACGAAUUCAAGGGUUACCUCUUCAAGAUCACUGGUGGUAACGAUAAGCAAGGUUUCCCCAUGAAGCAGGGUGUUCUCCUCCCUACCCGUACCCGCCUCCUCCUCGCCGAUGGCCACAGCUGCUACCGCGCCCGCCGCACUGGAGAGCGCAAGCGCAAGUCCGUCCGUGGUGCCAUCACCGGUUUUGACCUUGCCGUUCUGGCCCUCAGCAUCGUCAAGCAGGGUGAGACCGAGCUCCCCGGUCUGACUGACACCGUUGUCCCCAAGCGUCUCGGCCCCAAGCGUGCCUCCAAGAUCCGCAGCUUCUUCGGCCUCGACAAGAAGGAUGAUGUCCGCAAGUUUGUCAUUCGCCGCACCGUCACCCGUGAGGGCAAGCAGGACUACACCAAGGCCCCCAAGAUCCAGCGCCUUGUUACCCCCCAGCGUGUCCAGCGCAAGCGUCACAGGAUUGCUCUUAAGCGCCGCCGUGCUGAGGCUGCUCGCGAGGCUGCUAACGACUACGCCAAGCUCCUGGCUACCCGUGUUCAUGAGGAGAAGGCCAAGAAGGAUGAGCUCCGCAAGCGGAGGGCUUCUUCCAUGAGGAAGUAAAUGGGUUUUGGUUUUAUUUUCUUUCUCCAGGGGUUAAUGGUCGGGUUACGUCUCUCUCUUAUUGGCUAGGGAAAUGAAGAGCGAAAAAUAAACAGGGAGAGCGAAGGUGGUUGAGAAGAAGAAAAAAAAAAAUUUCUUAGCGACGCGGGCAAUAAGACUUAUUUUUUUUUUCUCUCUCUCUCUCUCUUUUUUUUUUUUUUUACCUUUCUUUCCUUUCUUUAUUUUU
This is a messenger RNA of Aspergillus ochraceoroseus IBT 24754, 1026 nucleotides long. Its product is annotated as 40S ribosomal protein eS6. Gene Ontology annotation, cellular component: ribosome. The transcript has 6 exons. The record is from RefSeq and is a predicted model, not a curated record. Gene Ontology annotation, molecular function: structural constituent of ribosome. Gene Ontology annotation, biological process: translation. NCBI's taxonomy places the organism in Eukaryota, Fungi, Ascomycota, Eurotiomycetes, Eurotiales, Aspergillaceae. The coding region runs from base 87 to 800 and encodes 237 amino acids.